Nerophis lumbriciformis (worm pipefish) is the source of this 3137-nucleotide messenger RNA. It is a transcript of the gene ankfn1a, whose product is annotated as ankyrin repeat and fibronectin type III domain containing 1a. Gene Ontology annotation, cellular component: spindle. Gene Ontology annotation, molecular function: protein binding. NCBI's taxonomy places the organism in Eukaryota, Metazoa, Chordata, Actinopteri, Syngnathiformes, Syngnathidae. Gene Ontology annotation, biological process: establishment of mitotic spindle orientation; regulation of establishment of bipolar cell polarity. The record is from RefSeq and is a predicted model, not a curated record.
AUGCGCCCGCCUGCUGAACAGGUGGACGCAGAGCCUGAAGGCAGCCACUGGCUCUCCUCCAGUGAGUAUCAGCCACUUUCGGAGCCGCCGACCGAGGGUAAGAUCUCACGCUUGGCUCAGAGGUGGAACCGGCGCGCGGCAGGAGAUGCUCUGAUCCAAGAACUCCAGCCCUGGUUUUACACGGGACUCCCCGGCUCCUCGGUCAGCCUGGACAGACACCUCCCGGCUGUAAUGACCCAGCAGAUGCAGAACCUGCAGUUGUCCCAAGCCAAGAAGUGCCCGGGUGGGCCAGCCUCCCCCAAUGCCGCCAAGCGCCUCUACCGGAACUUGUCGGAGAAGCUGCGAGGAAGCACGUCGUCCUUCGAAGACACCUACUUCUUUGGGAAGACCGACCGCCUUCGCAAGGCCUCGACCAUGCAGGGCAGCGACUGCCUCUUUGAGGCCGUGGAGCAGCAGGACCUGGACACGGUGCAGAUCCUGCUCACCCAGUUCUCGGCCGAAGAGCUGGACCUCAACACGCCCAACAGCCAGGGCCUGACGCCGCUCGACAUCGCCGUCAUGACCGACAACACGCCCAUCGCCAAAAUGCUGCUGAAAGCCGGCGGCAAAGAGGGCCCGCAUUUCGCCAGCGGCGAGAGUCGGGAGGCCCACCUGAGCGCCCUGGUGGCGGAGGCGGAGCAGCGGGCGUCGGACCUGGCGGCGCGGGCGCAGCGUGACGGCCUGUCGCUGGAGGCGUGUCACAAGGACAAGCAGCUGCGGGCGUGGGAGUGGAGGUGCAAGCUGUACAAGCGCAUGGAGACCGGCUUCCAGAACGCACGUGCUCCCGAGGCUCCCACCAUGGUGCGUCUGAGUGCCGGCAGCAGCUCCUCACUGACCGUCACCUUCCAGGAACCGCAGGGUCUCACCUCCUCCGUGGUGACAAAGUACAGAGUGGAGUGGAGCUGCCUGAAGGACUUCUCGCUGCUGGCAGGAGAGAUGCUGCUGGAGAACCUGCCAACGCUCAGGUGCAACAUCAGCGGCCUCACCACGAGCCGUGUCUACUUCGUGCGAGUGUGUGCCUGCAACAUGAAGGGCUGGGGACCUCCUGCCUCCUCCUCGCCGCCGUCUGCAGCGCCUUCCAACUGGCGAGAGAGCGAGGGGCGGGAGCCCAGGAGGCGGAGUCACAUCGAAGCCAUGGAGCGUCUGCUGCAGCAGGUCCGAGCGACGCACUCGCACUACUGCUGCGGAGACGCUUCCAAGCUGCAGAACCCCAGCAGGAAGCAGUCGGUCUCCAGAAGCCUGAAACAUCUUUUCAACUCCUCCAACAAGUUUGUGAAGACGCUGAAGAGGGGGAUCUACUUGGCGGCAGUCUUCUACCACAAGGACAGUCUGCUGGUCACGGCCGAGGACCAGAUCCCCAUCGUGGAGGUGGACGACUCCUACAGCAGCUCCCUCACGCAAGACUUCCUGUGGUUCACCAAGCUGUCCUGCAUGUGGGAGGACGUGCGCUGGCUGAGACAGAGCACCUCGGUGUCCAUGUCCUCGUCCUCCACCCUGCAGGCCCGCCACAAGAUGCUCAGCGCCGCCGGGCAGCUGCAGAACCUCCUGGGCACGCACAACCUGGGCCGGGUGCACUACGAGCCCAUCAAGGAUCGCCACGGCAACGUGCUGCUGGUGACCAUCCGCGACACCGAGAGCCAGCACUCGCUCUUCAGCGGCAAGUGGAUGCAGGUGACCAAGCUGCAGAGUCAGAGGAAGUCCCUGUCCACGCCCGAGGAGCCCUACGCCCUGGACAUCCUCAUCAUCACCUUGCAGGACAUUUUAGCAUACCAGCGCCGCAGCACCCACCGCCUGGCACCAGGUCUCUAUCUGGGCUACCUGAAGCUGAGCAGCUCUGUGGACCAGAUCAGGGUCUUGGUCUCCCAGAGGACACCCAACAUGCUGUGUCACAUCCGUGUGCGAGAAAACUCCAACGUGUCCAGGGAGGAGUGGGACUGGAUCCUCAAGCUGUCUGCGGCCGGCGAGAAAGAUCCAAACGGCGAGGAGAGCGAAGAGACGCGGCCCAGGCCUGAAAGCCACGCCCCUUUGCUGUUCUACGAGCUGCAGACGGCCAUCAAGUCUCUGCUGAAGCACAUCAACCUACAUCUGCACCAGGCCCGUCACUUCCGCCUCUACAGCCAGGAAGUGGUGGAGCUGGGUCACGGCGUCUCCUUCCUGCUGCUGCUGCCGGCCGCUGACGAUGUUUGCUCCGCCCCCGGUCAGUCCAACCCCUACACGCCGCUGGCGGGCUUCCUGCACCUGCCGCUGCAGAUGUUUGAGCUGGUGCACUUCUGCAGCUACAAGGAGAAGUUCAUCAGCCUCUACUGCCGCCUGUCCUCCGUGCUGGACCUGGACGCCCUCAUUACCCAGCAGGCAGUGCGGGAGGCCAUCACGGAUGGCGAGGUGACGACGGCCAGGCAGAGACAUCAACUCAUCCUGGACUUCAUCCAUCAGCUGGACGAGACGCGCCGAGACCUCCGCUGGCUGACGGACGCGCUGCAGUACGCUCGCUACAAGCACCCUCGCGGCGGCGUUCCCGUCACCUGCCUGGUGGACGCCAGCGCGGCGGGAAGCGACUCCGGCCAGCAAAAGGACGACUCCACCUCCUCCAACAUGGACUCCCCGCCCACGCCGUCACCCUCGCCGGAGCCGUGCCGCAGGACGGCCAUCAGCGACUCGCUGCUGUGCUCGGACGAGGACGGCUUCUCGGAGGUGUUCCUGCCCACGGACAGCGACUACGACUCCAGCGACGCCCUGAGCCCCCGCGAGCUGGACCUGCUCUACUCGCCCCCCCAGGACCUGUCCCAGCAGGCCUUGCACUCUCUGGGAGGAAGUGCCCCCGACGUGCUGCAGAUCCACGAGCUCAGGUGAGUCCUUUGACCACAAAGCAGGAAGUGUCGUCGUCCGACCAAAAGAUGACAGUCGGUCAUUCCUGUGAGAAUCCUGCGUGUGACUGAAGCGUUAAAGUAGCAAUGAUUGUCACACACACACACUAGGUGUGGCAAAAUUAUUCUCUGCAUUUGACCCAUCACCCUUGAUCACCCCCUGGGAGGUGAGGGGAGCAGUGAGCAGCAGCGGUGGCCACGCCCAGGAAUCAUUUUUGGUGAUUUAACCCCCAA